AUGCCAGUCAGCAAAGAUAAUCGUACGCUCGCCAUACUCAAUGCCGCUGCCGCAGGCAACUACGGCGUCAUGGCCGCAAUCGCCUAUAAUGUUGAGCAACUCACAGCUCUCGUUCGCGCAGCCGAGUCAAGAAAAUCGCCCCUCAUCAUCCAACUCUUCCCGUCGACCCUCAAACAACUACCCCUCCUCGCGCAUGCGGCUGCGCACGCCGUGAAGACCGCCACAGUACCCCUCUCUCUACACAUCGACCACGCGCAAGAUGUCGAGCACAUUCGGGAAAUCAUCGCGACACUCCCUGUCGAUUCAGUCAUGGUGGACAUGUCACAUUAUGACGAGGCUGAGAAUCUAGAGAAGACGAGGAUAUUGACCAAAGAAUGCCAGGACAAGGGUAUCGCAGUAGAAGCAGAGAGCGGACGGAUAAACGGUGGAGAGGAUGGUAUUGCUGAUACGGGAGAUCUUGAAGCACUCUUCACAUCCCCCGAAGACGUCGACAACUUCAUCGCCGCAGGCGUCGACAUUCUCGCCCCUUCAAUCGGCAACGUCCACGGUGACUACGGCCCAGCUGGACCGAAAGAAGGUCAACUACACUACGAUCGCCUCGAAGCGAUCGACAAGCAAAUCAACAAGCGCGUCCUCGUCGCACUACACGGUACCAACGACUUCCCGCCUGAGGUCAUGCAACGGUGCAUACGAUCUGGUGCUGUUAAGCUGAAUGUGAAUAAGUUGUUGCUGGAGCCGGGCAACGAGGUUUUGAGAAAGAACGCGCCAUCGACGCCGCUGGCGAAGUUGAUUGAUAUGCAGAUGGAUGUUAUACAGGAGGCGACGGAGAGGUGGAUGGAUAUCUGUGGGAGUAGUGGGAAGGGUGUUAAGGCGCCGUAG
Messenger RNA from Alternaria ethzedia, 879 nucleotides. RefSeq lists its product as uncharacterized. Lineage: Eukaryota; Fungi; Ascomycota; Dothideomycetes; Pleosporales; Pleosporaceae. Bases 1 to 879 code for a protein of 292 amino acids. The transcript is spliced from 3 exons. The record is from RefSeq and is a predicted model, not a curated record. Gene Ontology annotation, biological process: carbohydrate metabolic process. Gene Ontology annotation, molecular function: aldehyde-lyase activity; zinc ion binding.